AUGUCCUUCUCUACCCAGGUCGCAGCUCGCUGCGCCAGACAGCUCUCCGGCUCCGUCCGCCCAUCCUCCCUGCGCAUCGCGACCUCCGCUUCAUACCUCACAGCCCGUCGCACACCCAGCACCCAACGAUGGGAAUCUACCGAGGCUGCCCCUGCUGCGCCCUCAAACCCCAAGAUCACCCAGAUUGUCGACCAGAUCAGCACAUUGACCCUGCUUGAGACUGCCGACCUGGUCUCUAGCCUGAAGGUGGGUUCAUCAACCUAUCAAUUGGGUGGCAUUCUCAAACCAGGACCAUGUUGCAUACACAUCUUGAUCCUCACCCGCCUGAACAUCCCCGAUCUCCCCGUUGGUGGCUUCGCCAUGGCCGCUGGCCCCGGUGGUGCCGCCGCUGCCCCCGCCGAGGAAGAGGAGGCUGCUCCUGCUGCCGCCGAGAAGACCCUGUUCAACAUCAAGCUCGAGUCAUUCGAGGCCACCUCCAAGCCCAAGGUCAUCAAGGAGAUCAAGACCAUGCUCGGUCUGUCAUUGGUCGACAGUAAGAAGUUCGUUGAAGCUGCACCCAAGACCCUGAAGGAGUCUGUGCCCAAGGAGGAGGCGGAGAAGAUCAUCGAGACCCUCAAGGCUCUCGGCGCCAAGGCGAUCAUGGAGUAA
Penicillium salamii is the source of this 648-nucleotide messenger RNA. NCBI's taxonomy places the organism in Eukaryota, Fungi, Ascomycota, Eurotiomycetes, Eurotiales, Aspergillaceae. The record is from the annotation of a GenBank genome assembly.